Molecule: messenger RNA, 6406 nt
Organism: Gasterosteus aculeatus aculeatus (three-spined stickleback)
Lineage: Eukaryota; Metazoa; Chordata; Actinopteri; Perciformes; Gasterosteidae
Gene: ptprz1a
Product: protein tyrosine phosphatase receptor type Z1a
Biological process (GO): peptidyl-tyrosine dephosphorylation
Molecular function (GO): protein binding; protein tyrosine phosphatase activity
Source: RefSeq, a predicted model, not a curated record
AGCUUCAGUCAGCCAGUCGGUGCGCAGGAGAGCGGACGGAGCGGAGCGGCGCACCGGGAACCGGGAUCUUUACCACACACACGCACGCACGCACACACACUCACACGCACACGAGGCAGCAAGACCACAGCCCGCCGAGCGACCAGGAAGGAGCGGAUGGUGAUGGAGCUGUGAGGGCUGCGGGCGGACCGGGACCUGCCCCCCAAAGAAACGUUGCCGUUUUGUGUAUUUACCGUUUGUGCAAGAUCUCUUUUCCGCGACAUGGAGACGACGCGCUGCUGGCUGCUGCCGGCGGGACUUCUCGUCCUCAUCUGCCAGCAAGCCCGAGGAUACGCCUACAGGAACCAGCGCAAGUUCUCAGAAGACAUCGACUGGUCGUACGCAGGAACCUUGAAUCAGAACAACUGGGCCAAGAAGUUCCCGUCUUGCAGCAACGCCAAGCAGUCCCCCAUCGACAUCGAGGAGAACCUGGCCCAGGUGAAGCUGCAGUACCAGAAGCUGUCGUUCGAAGGCUGGGAGAGUCCGACGACCGGCGCCACGACCAUUAAGAACGACGGCAAGACCGUGGCGGUCGAUGUGGGCGGUGAGUUCUACGUCAGUGGAGGCGGCCUGAGGUCAAAGUUCAAGGUUGGACGCGUCACCUUCCACUGGGGGCGCUGCAACGCCUCCUCAGAGGGCUCCGAACACAGUCUGGAUGGAGUCAAGUUCCCUCUGGAGAUGCAGAUCUACUGCUACGAUGCGGAUCACUUCGCCUCGCUGGAUGAAACCAUCAAGGCCGGGGGGAGGAUCACGGCGCUCGCCGUGCUCUUCGAGACGAGCGUCAACGACAACCUGAACUUCAGCGCCAUCAUCGACGGUAUCAACAGCGUGAGCAGAUACGGGAAGAGCGCCCGGGUCCUGCCCUUCGCCCCGCUGGGCCUCCUGCCCAACUCCACAGAAAAGUACUUUGUCUACAACGGCUCCCUGACCUCGCCGCCCUGCAGCGAGACCGUGGAGUGGAUUGUCUUCAAGAGCACGGCGUCCGUCUCUGACGACCAGCUGGAGAUGUUCUGCGAGGUGAUGACGAUGCAGCAGGCCGGAUACGUGAUGCUGAUGGACUACCUGCAGAACAACUACAGGGAGCGGCAGCAGUUCAUGGGUCAGGUGUUCUCCUCCUACACCGGCACUGAGGAGGUGCUCACACCAGUGUGCAGCUCUGAGCCGGAGGACGUACAGGCCACGCCCCUCAACACCAGCAGCCUGCUGGUGACGUGGGAGCGGCCUCGGGCGGUGUACGACGCCGCCAUCGAGAAAUACUCCGUCACCUUCCGGCCGGCCGCCGCCGACACCGCCGCUACGUACCUGACCGACGGGGACCAGGACGUGGGGGCGAUGCUGGACGACCUGCUGGCCAACACCAGCUACGUGGUGCAGGUGGUGGCGGUCUGCACCAGCGGUCUGUACGGGCGUGUGAGCGAGCAGCUGACGGUCGCCAUGCCCGACCACGACGACGCCGAAGAUGUGCUGGAUCUGGAUUUGAUUGAAUUUGACGACGAGGAAAACUAUGAACCCGACCGGGCCUGGAACGAACCGGUCCAGACCGUCUGGGUACCCACAUCCACACAGCCCCCGAGGACCACGACGCCCCGGGUACCACUGUUACCCCCACUUGACGUCACCACAACAGCAGAAACUGGUCCGGUUCCCCCCGUCAAAUCGACCGAGCACGGUCGAAUCCUGGUUCCGUCUGAAGAGACGGCUCACCGCAGUACCUCCACCCGUCCACCAGAGGUCCCCCUCCCCACCCGACUAGCAGGAGAAGCUGACCUCACCGGCAGCGCUCCUCUUCCCUCCACAACCAGCAGCACCACCUCCACCGCUCCUUUGUACUCGGUUCAGGGAGGCGUUGGUCCAGCGGACUCCUCUUCUCCCGGCCCCCCCGGGGACGAGGGCAUUUCUUCACACAGCAGCACAGAGACAAUGCCAAGGUCCCGCAUGCCGCCACCCUUCGUCCAGGUGGAAACCGGAGACGUCUCACCCCGACCCAGAGGGCCGACGGAGAUCCAAACUCUGAUCUCCGAGACUUCCUCCUCAGGUGAAGCGACUCCACGGGGGCCCACGAGUCCCAGCGAGCCCCCCUUUCAGUCCAUCGCCACCUCCGUCCAGUUGAGUGGCGUUCUCUUGCAGACAACACAGCCAAUGUCCAACGGUGAGCCCCUCUCUGCCUCCUCCUCCACCCUCCCACCCUGUGACACCACGGACCCCUCCACCUGCCUGCAUGACCCUCCCUCCUCGUCUUGGCCCUUGUUGUCCACCCCUGCCCCGGACUCCCAGCAUGCCGCUACCACUCCGGCUUUCCCUCCAACCCCCCUGUUCCCUGACUCCACCCCUCCUCACUCCCCUCCCCCCUGGCCUCCCCUGUCUGGUUGGGAGACUGGUUCCCCCGGUGUCGGGGUCUACGAUAGCGAUAGCAAUGGUGAUAUGUUGUCUGGGUCUUGGUCCUGGUCAGCCCCUUCAGGUGACCACUCGGUGUUUAGUUACACGGCUCCCCUCAGAGUGGCGUCUGCCUCCCCCCGGGACCCCUCCCUCUCGACGGACUCUCUCUCUCUCGGCCCCUCCCUACAGCCUUCGGUUCUCCUCUCUGGUGACUUCGGCCCUUCCGGCGCCACUCCGGGCUUCGCCCGUUCUCUCUCGGUGGGGUGGGAGGACGCGAGGUACGCUGCGGGCAGCCCGGUGGAGUCCUUCCUCCCCGAGGUCAGCGGGGGGGGGUUCCCCUUCGACCCGCUGUGCGGCUGCUCCCUGGAGCCCACGGCCUCCACGCCCUGGGGGCACGCCUCUCCUCACACGCCCCUGCCCUCCUCUGCCUGGGACCCUGCUAGCUUAGCGCUUUACUCUGGCGGGGGCUUCUCUUCGUCCUCUGGUGUCGGUGUAGACGAUCUCCUUCGCUCCGUCUCCGUGUUGGGGGCCCGCGGCCCGUCCUCCCUCCCGCCCCCCGGCGCUCGCAUCUCUCCAACGUCGACCUCUUCGAACUACCUCCUCCUCGGGGUCGCCCCCAGUGACCGGCCCGUUUCUGUUGCAGCGCUCGAUCCCUUGUUAUCCGGAUCGGACGGGGACUCCUCCCCGCUGACCCCCGCCCUCGUUUCCUCUCCCACGGCCCCCCCAUUCACCCCCACCCCGGGAGGACGGGCGUUGGACACUAGCAGCGGCGCCUCUGGCUCGGCCCUGUUCCCCGACCCCCCGGAGGGCGAGGAUCAGGAGUGGGAGGGGGUUCAGACCUCGGCCUCCGGAGCGAGCGCCUCCACUCAUCCCAACAAGGCGCCGGCCCCCCCGUCCAUGCCCCCGGGGUCCGGCCGGUCCGCCGACGAUUCGGACGAGCACUCCUCAGCGUUCUAUUUCGACAGCGGGAGCGGCAGCGCCGUGGCCUCGGAGGCGGGGGCAAACGGCGACCCGCCGCCGGUGACGCCUGCUUCGCCCUGGUCAGCUGGGGGGGGGGAGGAGAGCGGCUCGGGGCAGGGCGGUCCGUAUGACAAUGAGACGUCCGACUUCAGUAUCUCCGAGCGCACGGAGAGAGAGUCGGAGGAAGAGGAGGAGCCAGUCGCAGACGCCAGCAACAGCAGCCACGAGUCGAGGGUGGGCUCCAUCCGGGACCGCGAGAGGGAGGCCAUGGUGCCUCUGGCCGUCAUCUCCACCCUCACGGGCCUGGGCCUGGUGGUGCUCGUCGGUAUCCUCGUCUACUGGAGGACGUGUUUUCAGACGGCUCACUUCUACAUCGACGACAACUCGUCACCCAGAGUCAUCUCACCGCCCGCCGCUGCAUUAACAUCUGAGGAACUGACUGCGUUCCCGGUGAAGCAGUUUGUGAAACACGUAGCCGAGCUUCACCAGGCUGACGGAUUCCAACGAGAGUUCCAGAUACUGAAGGAGAGCUACGAGGAGGUUCAGGCCUGCUCGGUGGACAUGGGGAUGACCACUGACAGCUCCAACCACCCUGACAACAGACCUAAGAACCGAUACAGCAACAUCCUGGCCUAUGACCACAGCCGAGUGCGACUAUCUCAGCAGGGGGACAAAGACGGGAAGGUGGGAGAUUACAUCAACGCCAACUACGUGGAUGGUUUUAAGAAGCCGCGGUCAUACAUUGCCGCUCAGGGUCCCCUGAAAACGAGCAUCGAGGACUUCUGGAGGAUGAUCUGGGAGCAAAAUGUCUGCGUCAUUGUUAUGAUCACCAACCUGGUGGAGAAAGGAAGAAGGAAGUGUGACCAGUACUGGCCGGCAGAGGUGCAGGAGGAGUUUGGCAGCUUCCUGGUGACGGUGAAGAGCAGCAGAGUACUCGCCUACUACACCCAGAGGACCUUCUCCGUGAGGAACACCAACGCCAAGAAGGGCUCCCAGAAGGGGCGGACCAACGAGCGGACUGUGACCCAGUACCAUUACACCCAGUGGCCCGACAUGGGUGUCCCGGAGCUCGCUCUGCCGCUGCUCAGCUUUGUCUGCAAGUCGUCCAAAGCCGGGGGGGAGGAGGCGGGGCCUGUGGUGGUGCACUGCAGCGCCGGCGUAGGCCGGACGGGCACGUACGUGGUCCUGGACAGCAUGCUGAAGCAGAUAAGGGAGGAGGGCACCGUCAACAUCACUGGCUUCCUCAAACACAUCCGCACACAGAGGAACAACCUGGUCCAGACCGAGGAACAGUACAUUUUUAUCCACGACGCUUUGGUGGAGGCGAUCCUGUCGAGGGAGACGGAGGUGGCGGCGGCUCAGCUGCACAGGUACGUGGACGAGCUGCUGACCCCGGUGCAUGCUGGGAGGACACGCCUGGAUAAACAGUUCAAGCUGGUGUGUCUCCCCGUUGGGGGGCAGUGCGACUCCUCUGCAGCGCUGCAGGACUGCAACCGCACGAAGAACCGCAGCGACUCGGCGCUCCCAGUCGAGAGGUCUCGAGUGCGCCUGUCCACGGCGGCGGGGGAAACCUGCGACUACAUUAACGCAUCGUACAUCUCAGGUUACAAGCAGAGCAGCGAGUUCAUCAUUACCCAGAACCCUUUGCCCGACACCAUAAAGGACUUCUGGAGGAUGAUAUGGGACCACAACAGCCAGGUCAUCGUGUCGCUGACGGGCUCUGGCGAGGAGGAGGCGGAUAUGUGCGCUGUCUGGCCUUGCAAAGGGCAGCCAAUCAGCUACGAGAUGUUCACGGUCAGCCAGAGGAGUGAGAACCUCGUGUGCCUGACCAACGAGGACAUGCUGGUGGUCCAGGACUACGUGCUGCAAGCUACACAGGAUGACUACGUUCUGGAUGUGAAACACUUCCGGGCCCCCCCCCGCUGGCCCAAUCCAGACAGCCCCAUCAGCAACACCUUCGAGCUCCUCAACCUGGUGAAAGAGGAGAGCGACGGCAAGGACGGCCCCAUCGUGGUCCACGACGAUGUGGGCGGAGCCACGGCGGGGACGUUCUGCGCUCUGACGUCUCUGACGCGUCAGCUGGACGCCGAGGGCUCGGUGGACGUCUUCCAAGUGGCCAAGCUGACGAACCUGAUGAGGCCGGGAGUCUUCAGCGACAUCGAGCAGUACCAGUUCCUGUACAGAGCCAUGCUGAGUCUCAUCGGGACGCAAGAAGAUGAGGAAACCCUCCAGUCCUCCGACGUCAACGGGACCAUCGUAGUGGGAACCGCCAGCACUGCAGAGAGCCUUGAAUCCCUGGUGUAACCCCCCCACAAAGAACUUAAAAAAGGAAAAAAAAAGGGCAACAGCCUUCAGUCCCUCCACUUCAUAUACAUCUACACCCCCUCCCUCCCUCCCCCGUCCCCGUCCCAGCAUCCAGGAGGACUCUGUCUGUCUGACUCCUGCAUCCCAACACUUUCUUCUUUGCUGGAUGCUGUUUUGUAACGUGUGCCUUUUCGUAUUUUUCAUUGUGUACUUCUAACUUUGAUACGCGCUGUAGACUAACUGUUUAACGUGUACCGGCCCGAGACCUUUCUACCAACUAUUCCUGAACCUUUGUAUUUAUUGGCACUGAGCCAAAUGAGGGGUGGGAGAAAAAAGGGAAACCUCAAUCUUUUUACAUCAAAUAAGAUAUUUUGUUAUCUUGUCUUUUGUAGGGCUUCUGUAAAUACCAACAGUAACAGCAGUCAAAUAUAAAAAGGGCCUUGAAUAAUACAAAUAAUAAUCUUAUGUAAAUAAUAUUAUAGUAAUCAACUCGAUGGACCAAAUUUCUAUUUAUACUUUUAGGUUUUUAUAUUUUACCAUUUGUAGCGCAUUCAAGUGUUUCAUUUUAAUUGCUUAGUUGGAGAACAUUAAUGCUUUUAUAUUCUGGGUUUUGUAACCGACUAAAUGCGAUGCAUGGGGUACUGACAUUUGUCUUUUAGCUGGACAUGAAAACACACUGCUGGAUUAUUAGUUAGAGGAUUAAAUAAGUGAAAGAACACACCUAGAA